AUGGACAGGCGUAUCUCUCGCAGCACGGCCGGUGAUGAUGGUAUGUCCAUCGAUCCGGCCCCGCUUGACCCUGCACCUUUUGAUCCGAUGACUGCUCCUGCCUCUUCCCCCUACCCAUCUUUCCACCCUCCCUCCUCCGAAUCCUUCAACUACACUCCUCCGCAAGGGAGUGGGGUGUUCCAGAACCUACUGGCCACCGAGGCUUCUCAACCUCAGCCUCGUCGUCGAAAGGUAAGUUUUCAACACGCACUCAUGCAGGCUGCUGUGUCUCAGGCACAAGUAGCAAUCAAGAGCACGGACGCUAACUUUUACCAUCCCAAGACGCCACGGUCUGCUGAAGAAACUCAUGAAGAUGAGUUUGAAGAGACCAAGUAUCGCAGGCGGCGCUCCAUCAGACGGAGCACCGACAAAAAGCGUUUCACCGCGGUAGAUGCCGCUGAGAUAAUGAGGCGCCAAGAACUUCAUGAAACGCUCAUGGUCGAACAGGACCUAGCCAAGAAAAGGGUAAGACUCCAACAAGCACUCAUACAGGAUGCUGUGUCUCAGGCACAAGAAGCAAUCAAGAAAGCAGAUGCUAAUUCUUAUCAGUUCAAGAGACGACACGAUACCCAAGAAGAUCAGCUGAAUGAGUCUGAAGCGGUCAUUGACCGCCAGAAGCGCACCAUCAUCCAAAGCACCGAUAGAUCGAAGCGUCGCAGCACUGCAGAUAACAAAAGGUCGCAAGAGCUUGAAGCCCGCGAAGAGCAUAUCUCCCUGGCGGAGAUGCGACUAGCCGAGGCAAAUGCAGAGAACGCUCGAAUCACUGUCCUCGCUCAAAAAGACAAAUCUUCAUACAGCAAGCAGCUGAAAGACAUGGAAGCACGGAUCAUGUUUCUAGAAGGAGAAAUUGAAGAUCCCGGUGCAGAUUUGCGAUUUGCCAAGUCACAGGCCAAGGCCGAGAAGGCUGACUGGCGCCUUCUCUAUGAGGCGAUGAAGAGCACCGAGGGCCGCCGGUCUGAAUGCUUUGUUCGCAUGGAUGAAGCUGCUCGGCAUCUUGACGAGAUGAUCUCCGUUAUUUCAGACAAGUUGAAAGGUAUUGACCGAAUCAUGGUCAACCGUUACCCGCCAGAUCCGCCUGAUCCACCCCCUCCUGAUGAUUGUCCCGGUCUCGUGUCCAGGGCUCCCAAGUCCAGGGCUCGCAAGUUCACUGAUCGCCUGUCUCCCGCUGACGAGUCCACUACUCGCAAUCCCCCUCCCCCAAAACACCGCAAGAGUGUGCCUGUAUCGCAUACCUUCGGAAUCCAGAAUCUGAAUCUUGACUGCAACUACCCCGUUCCGACAACAGAAGACACUACCGGCAACACAUCGUUUGCAGCAGAUGAUGAAUUACAGACCUUCGGUCUGCAGGGUUUGACUCUUGAUUGCGACAACGACAAUCCCCGUUCUACAGCAAAGGACACUACCACCAACUCUCCCCCUGCAGAUCGUCGCAGGCGUCGCCGCUUAUUCUCGUUGCCUGAAUACCGCAGACGUGGCUAUCGCACACGAUCACCUGAGCCACUCAAGCAUGGUCGUCGCUCACGAUCCCCUGCACAAAGCAAGCGUGGUUGUCGCUCACCCAUCUUGGGUGUUGAGAAGUCAAGACUUCCUGGCGACAACCCUCGUCAUGCAGCAGAUAAUGUAUUGCAAACUUUCGGUCUGCAGAGUCUAAGUCUGGGAGGUAGCGACCCCCAGCCAGCAGCGAAGAAGAACAACAACCCCCCUUCUACCAACCCCCCUUCUACAUCAGAGGAUGUAUUGCAAACUUUCGGUCUGCAGAGUCUAAGUCUGGGAGGUAACGACCCCCAGCCAGCAGAGAAGAAGAAUGGAGACAACCCCUCUUCUACAUCCGAGGAUGUAUCGCAGACUUUCGGUUUUCAGCGUCUACGCCUGGGAGGCAACGACCCCCAACCAGCAGCGAAAAACAACAACCCCAACCCCCCUUCUACAUCCGAGGAUGUAUCGCAGACUUUCGGUUUGCAAGGACUCAGCCUGGGAGGCAACGACCCCCAGCCAGCAGCAAAGACUGCUGAUGCCAAGUCCCAUUCUGCAGCUCGUCGUCGCAAGCGCGGCGGUUUAUCCUCAUUGCCUGAAGAACGAAAGCGUCGCUAUAGCUCACGAUCCCCUGAGCUACGUAAGCGUCAGCGCAUAGGCUACGAGUUGUUUGGUGAGCGAUCAAGACGACUUUCUGACGACUACCCACCGUCUACAUCAGAAGAUUUGUCGGGGACUUUCGGUCCUGGGCGUCUCAUUCUUGAUGGCAGCAUCCCCCGUCCUACAGCAGAGAUUACUACCAACAACCCCCCAUCUGCAGCAGGAAAUGCCACCAUCGAGACGCAAUCAGCAGGACAGUCUGCUUUGAAUAGCAGCACUUUAUCUGAGACUCAGCCCCCAGUCAAGCAGGAGGAUGCCAACAUCGAGCCCCCCUGUGCAGGACAGUCUGCUGUGAACAGCAACAUUCCAUCUGAGACUCAGCCUCCAAUCAAGCAGGAGGCAAUCAAACAAGAGGAGGCCACCAUUGAGCCCUCCCAUGCAGGACAGUUUGCUUUGAAUAGCAACGCUGCAUCUGCGACAGAUCGCACAAUUAAGCAGGAGGAUGCUAUCAUCGAGCCCUCCCAUGCAGGACAGUUUGCUUUGAAUAGCAACGUUCCAUCUGCGACAGAUCGCCCAAUCAAGCAGGAGGAUGCCAUCAUCGAGCCCUUUCCCGCGAGACGGUCUGCUUCGAAUAACAACACUCAAUCCGCGGCUCAGCCCACGGUCAGGGAGGAGGAUGCCACAAUUGAGCCCCCUUCCGCAGGACGGUCUGCUUUGAACAACAACACUCCAUCCGCGGCUCAGCCCACGGUCAGGGAGGAAGCAGCAGACAGACUAGCCAAAAACAUUCAGCCAUCCCCAACACCUUCUUCGUCCUCAGAUUUCGGAGUUGGCAGUCGUGCAUAUGAAUUAGAAAUCGCAAGCAAUAAUAUGCGCAGAGAGGACUGGUUUGAAAAACGUGGUAUCCCCUAUGAUGAGGACCGCGACCUGAACUUGCAUCUGAAAGAAGUCAACAUGCCUGACGCCUCAGAAAGUGGCGAGCAAUUCAACGCGGAGACAACCAGUGCCCCAGUUGAUUUGGCCGCUGGCUCAGCCCUAGCGACUCUUCCUCAAGAAUUACUUGCAAGUAUCGAUGAAGCACUCAGAGAUGAGGAACAGCGACAACAACGCCCCUCCACAAUUCCUGAGUCUGGUAACGCACCACCAACCUUUCACCAACCGAGCGAAACUCCCAUUAUUGAUACCCCGAUGCCCGAUGCCUCCGACCUCUUCCCCUCUGCUCCUCGUCUUGCAUGGGACAGAGUCCUAGACUCUGCUGGCACUGCGCCCUGCGCCCCAGAGAGAAAACGGAGUCGGCCAGUGUAUGGGUUUUGGGAAGCCGACAAUCGUUCCGCGAAGUCAUGGGAUGGGAACCUCUACGUCAAGCGGCUCAAGCUUAGCCUACCCGUCAGUCGCCCUCGUUACCUCAAUGCGAGAAAGCGCUGGGUCAAGGCCGUUAAGCCCCGCGGACGUGCCCCAAUCCCGGCAACGCCAGCGUGGGUUAUGCCUGCAGUUGUGAGCUCGUCAGCCAUUCGUGGCCCAGUUCCAGCUCAGGUUGACCCCACAAUGGUUGAGCCAACUGAUCCAAUUGUGGUGUCAGCUCCCGUCAUUGAGCAGCCCACAGUUGCGUCAGUUUUGACUGAGCAAGCGACGGCGGAGGAAGCUGAGAGUGUGCAGCCUCGCGGCCCACCCCCUCGAAUCCAACGUCCGGCUCGAUACACCGACACCGUGUACCGGUCUAGCUCGGUGCUUGGCCAAGGCGCCCGUGACCUUUUCCCACGACAUCAGUCGUCCCAGCAAAUGGGGAUUGCUAGGGACUUCUUGCCGAGUCGUUGGGAUCAGCGUCAGCCAGGUCGUCUUGGUCAGGCUCAGUCAGUCAAUUCAAGUGUUUCCGGACGCUUCGGAUUGCAGGAUGCCCGUGUUAGCUCCCAGAGGGCCAACGGAUCGCAGGUUGAGCAACCACGUGCGGAGAAAGUGAGCGGUCGUCAGGUGGCGGAAUCUGGGCUUCCAACCCCAGUUUCUGCCCCAGCCGUUCCUGAUCCAAUCGUGGUCGAGCUCGACCUUCCGAAGGUCACUUUCAUGGGGACUAUCAGCAAUUCGAUGUCGCAGCUAUACCUGUUCCUGUCGACCGUCUUUGGCUUCAUGGCCAUCCUCGGCGGGUUCUUGGUGGCGGGCAUCGACAUCCUGAUGGCUGUGAUUAUCCCUGCGAUCAUCAGAUUGGCGUUGUCCAUUCUCAAUGUCGUGCAGGCCAUUUGGCAGGAGACUCAUACCGCGGAUUGGGGCCCGGUGUCUUCCUUGUCGUCGAGAUUUGUUCGGCGUCACUGCCCCAGCCGUCUGCCUCUUAUUCUGGCCCUCCUGGUCGUCAUUGGGUACCUUGUGUACUCAUUCCAGUUGCAGGGCAAUGAGGGGCAGUACAUCAGUCAUCUGGACCACCUACGCUACGGUCGUUUUCGCGAAUGGCCGUGGCUGGAAAAGAUCGACUUCUGGGUGACGAGGUGGCUCGCCAAUGAUCGUGAGUUACUGGGAUAA
Penicillium nucicola is the source of this 4620-nucleotide messenger RNA. RefSeq lists its product as uncharacterized. The transcript has a single exon. The record is from RefSeq and is a predicted model, not a curated record. Bases 1 to 4620 code for a protein of 1539 amino acids. Lineage: Eukaryota; Fungi; Ascomycota; Eurotiomycetes; Eurotiales; Aspergillaceae.